Aricia agestis (brown argus) is the source of this 1439-nucleotide messenger RNA. RefSeq names its product runt-related transcription factor 2-like (gene RunxB). The transcript is spliced from 6 exons. Gene Ontology annotation, biological process: regulation of DNA-templated transcription. Gene Ontology annotation, molecular function: RNA polymerase II cis-regulatory region sequence-specific DNA binding; DNA-binding transcription factor activity, RNA polymerase II-specific; ATP binding. The record is from RefSeq and is a predicted model, not a curated record. Lineage: Eukaryota; Metazoa; Arthropoda; Insecta; Lepidoptera; Lycaenidae. Gene Ontology annotation, cellular component: nucleus. Bases 182 to 1399 code for a protein of 405 amino acids.
CUUCAGUGUGUGAUUGUGAACUUUUUUUAUGUGCAAGUAACUAAAACGAUGGCGCCAUAUUUCAAGAUCACGUUUCUGGGUGAAUACGGAUUGAUGUCGAUAAUAUCGGCGCCGGAUCGAGAAGGCAUGUGACGGACUGAGUGAUGUUCAAGUGUUAAGUUUCGGACUAAAAUAUCGGACGAUGCAUCUAUCGAGUGAAGUGAGCUCAACUACGAAUGGUUUGGGGCACGAGGCCCCGUCGUCCAGCUACGGGAGUCUGCCGAGCCAGCCACUCACGGCGGAGCUGUUGGCCGAGAGGACUCUGGAGGGGUUGCUGGCUGACCACCCCGGGGAGCUGGUUAAGACGGGCAGCCCGCAUGUUGUAUGCACAGUCCUACCUCCGCACUGGCGGUCGAACAAGACCCUGCCAGUGGCCUUCAAGGUGGUGGCCCUGGGGGAAGUCGGAGAUGGCACCCUGGUGACAGUACGAGCCGGCAACGACGAGAACUGCUCCGCCGAGUUGAGGAACUGUACCGCGGUGAUGAAGAACCAGGUCGCCAAGUUCAACGACCUGCGGUUCGUGGGGAGAAGUGGGAGAGGCAAAUCGUUCAGUCUGACGAUAAUGCUCGCGACAUCACCUCCUCAAGUGGCGACGUACCAGAAGGCGAUCAAGGUGACGGUGGACGGACCACGGGAGCCGCGCUCCAAGACCAGGCACCACGGCUUCCAUCCCUUCCACUUCGGACCACGAUUCGCGCCGGAUCCGCUUAUGGGAUCGCUACCUUUUAAGUUGUCAGGUAUAGCGCACCAGCUGGCCGGCUUACCUGGGGGGGAGUGGGGUGCGCUGCGCUACCCACCACCGCUAUUGCCGUCUCACUCGCACUUCACGCCACACGUGCUGCCCCCCGCGCCGCCCCCGCCGCCGCAGCCCGACACAGAAGUGACGUCAGAGAACACGACGACGAUGCGCGCGCACAGCACGACGAGCCCGGCGACGUCGCGGCCGUCCUCCCCCCAGGACGACGACAUAUCCGUCACCGCCUCCGACUCCCCUCCGCCCGACGACCGCCCUGGGGCAUUCACAUCCGUCAGACGAAAGUCCUUAAAUCCCCUACCUCCCCCCUCCUCGUUAUUCCACAGCGCGCUAGCAGCGCAACUCUUCCUAAACUCCCCUCUACUCCCUACUCCCCCCGCAUGGCUCUACUCUCAACUCUACGGCGGCUACGACUGGUGGCUCAGACCCCCUCCCAUCAAAGAGGACUCCAACUCCAGUCCAGAUAGAGAGGAGGAGACCGGCUCGACCAGCUCGGCCAAGAAGAGACCAGCCUCGCCGGAAUGGACCAAUCAGGGUGUGAGGACCAGAAGCAAGUCUUUGAUCACGUCCGAACGAAGACCAGUUGACGUCUGGCGUCCUUAUUGAAUUUAUUUAACGAAAAAAUUGUUGUGAAUAAUGUCGUAAG